AUGGACGGAAGAAAAACGCGAAGAUCCGCGUUGACGGAAGUGACGUCAUCCCUUCCGGUCCUGGAGCUAAACAUGGUCGUGACCGCUCCGUUAAUGGUGUCUAUGUUUUCAGUUUCGUCGAAUUUGACGAUAUCGCCGCCCCUCAGCUGCGUUGACGACGUAGUACUUUGUGUUAUCUGUGCCAUACCUGGCAAGGAAGAAUUAAAACAAAUUUCACUCGUCGAUAAACGGCUAAGAGAGAGGUCCCUACCACUGCUUCUCCGACGCGUGUGUAUCCAAUUCGUAUACCGGGAGGAUGUGUGGAAGUUAGCUGCAGACGCCAUUGCAAUCAUGCUUACUUCGAUGGCUUUCGACGUCAUUGUCGGGAACACUAGAUUUCUUGAUAUUCGCAUUUCGGAUGAUCAAAGUGAAGAUUCGAAGCUCUCCGGCUUACCCAGUCGACUUGCCGAAUUGUUGUCGGCACCCUUUCAUCAGCUGCACACACUAGUCUUCGUAAUUGAUGAACAAGAGACCCAGAUCUUUGACGACAAUUUUCGCAAGGCAGGCAUCGAGCUCCCUACAGUCAUCUCUCUCAUGGUCGGCGCUUAUUCUGACUUUAUGGUCCCUCUUUGUCCCAAUGUUGAACGUGUGGCGACCUAUGGCCAGGAGUGA
This is a messenger RNA of Guyanagaster necrorhizus, 651 nucleotides long. RefSeq lists its product as uncharacterized. The record is from RefSeq and is a predicted model, not a curated record. NCBI's taxonomy places the organism in Eukaryota, Fungi, Basidiomycota, Agaricomycetes, Agaricales, Physalacriaceae. The coding region runs from base 1 to 651 and encodes 216 amino acids. The transcript has 4 exons.